CACGUAGAGAGCAGGUACAGAGGCCUGGCAUCUGGGACAAAAGGGGAAAGCUGAUGGUGUGAGGCUCUGGUGUCUGUGACAGAGGAGGAGGUGCAACGGAUACACUGACAAAGUAUGUAAAGUGAAGCCCGGGGGGCGAGUGCAAACUGGAAUACUCACUGGCUAAUCCCUUGAGUGGGCGGAGCUUGCAACUGGACAGAUAAGGGUUAUAAACCUUCACUUCUUCCCCCACCACACCAGAGACAAGAGCCAGGAAGUGAUAAGACGAGGACACGAAGGCAGACCAAGGUUUAGUGAACUGGUCCUGAGCCUACCCAGCUCCUUGCUGGCCAGGAAACCCUGCACCGGACGUCAUGGCAGCCAAGCCUAAGCUCUGGUACUUCCCUGGCCGGGGCAGGAUGGAGUCAAUCCGCUGGCUGCUGGCUGCAGCUGGCGUGGAGUUUGAAGAAGAAUUUCUUGAAACAAGAGAGCAAUAUGAGAAGUUGCAGAAGGAUGGGCGCCUGCUCUUUGGCCAAGUGCCUCUGGUUGAAAUUGAUGGGAUGAUGCUGACGCAGACCAGAGCCAUCCUCAGCUACCUGGCUGCCAAGUACAACUUGUAUGGAAAGGACCUGAAGGAGACAGUCAGGAUCAACAUGUAUGCCGAUGGCACUCUGGACCUCAUGGCGAUGAUCAUGAUGGCUGCGUUCAAACCCCCAGAGGAAAAAGAGGAGAACAUCGCUUUAAUUGUGACAAAAGCGAAAACCCGUUACUUCCCGGUCUUUGAAAAGAUUUUGAAAGACCAUGGAGAGGAUUUCCUUGUUGGCAACAAAUUCAGCUGGGCGGAUGUACAACUAUUGGAAGCUAUUUUAAUGGUGGAAGAACUCAAUGCUUCUGUUCUCUCGGACUUCCCUCUGCUAAAGGCAUUUAAAGCAAGAAUCAGCAACAUCCCUACAAUUAAGAAGUUCCUGCAGCCUGGGAGUCAGAGGAAGCCACCUGCGGAUAGCCGCUACGUUGACGUGGUCAGGCACGUUCUGCAGUUCUAAUGGCGGCAGGCCUCGCUAUGGUGCACGGCUGCCAUCAGCCACAGCCUCGCAUGUGCCGGAGCUCACUGUAGAUUCUAGGUGUAAAAUGUCUGGAAAGAGCAAAGCAGUACUGCCAUCAACAGCAAAUGCCAAUUAAAUGAAACAUGAGACCAUU
This is a messenger RNA of Myotis daubentonii (Daubenton's bat), 1176 nucleotides long. RefSeq names its product glutathione S-transferase A4-like. Lineage: Eukaryota; Metazoa; Chordata; Mammalia; Chiroptera; Vespertilionidae. Gene Ontology annotation, molecular function: glutathione transferase activity. The record is from RefSeq and is a predicted model, not a curated record. Gene Ontology annotation, biological process: xenobiotic metabolic process; glutathione metabolic process.